AAUUCCAAACCCAAAUUAUUAAUAAUGUAUGCGUGAUCUAAGACGUCUUUCCACUUAUUUCAUCUGUUUCAUUCGUCUACUGCUACCGAAUCACGUGACUGAGCUACCAUUGGUCUAAGACAGGAUACCUGCAACACGCCCUCGCUCUACGGACGAAGUUUAAACGGAUCGUGAAUCGCCCGAGCGGCACAUCAUUUCGAGAUGGGUAGAGUUAGCCAGUUUAGGACCAUCUGUGGCAUCGACGAGCUGACCAGCACCAGCACCUUAUGGAGGGCUUUGAUUGCCGAAUUCGUGGGCACAGCCAUACUGGUCCUCAUAGGUUGUGGGUCUUGUAUCGGAGGAUGGAGCGCAGAUUACAAAGCCAAUAUAGUGCAGAUAGCGCUAGCCUUUGGUUUGACGGUUGGAACCGUGGUGCAGGGUAUAGGACAUGUCAGCGGUGGUCACAUCAAUCCUGCGGUAACUUGCGGUAUGUUAGUGACUGGCAAAUGCUCCAUUUUUAGGUCUUUCUUCUAUAUUUGCUGCCAGUGCUUGGGUGGAAUCGCGGGUGCUGCCAUACUUAAAGCCGUGACUCCCGAAAGUCAGCAAAGUAUAUUAGGUGCCACUAAAGUCAACGAAAGUCUUAGCCCCUUUCAAGGGUUCGGAGUAGAGUUCUGCAUAACUUUUAUCCUAGUUUUCACGGUUUUUGCAGUCUGUGAUAAUAACCGUCUCGACGUUACUGGAUCUGCACCACUCGCAAUCGGCUUAUCAGUUGCAACCUGCCAUUUGUUUGCGAUAAUGUAUACAGGAUCCAGUAUGAACACAGCCAGAUCUUUUGGACCAGCAGUUGUUGCUGGAGUAUGGGAGCAUCACUGGGUUUAUUGGCUAGGACCAAUUCUAGGUGGGAUAGUGGCUGGAUUAUUAUACCAACACGUAUUUGUAGCACCUGUCCCAGAACAUGAAGUGGUAGAAAGAGAACGUCUUCGACAUUUCCAACGUCUUAGAGAGAAAGAAGUUGUUUCAGACAGGACAACUUCCAUUUAAACUUUUAUUUUUAUAUAAAAUUAGAAUAAAAACUGUUUUUUUUAAAAACAUUCAGUGUAUUUUAACACACAUUUUUAUAUGAAUUUAGAUGUAGAUUCAUUUGAUAUUAACCAGAAAUGUCAUUUUAAACUAUUUGUAUUUCAUUGUCAUAUUUUUAUGUAGGGUUAAUUCAGAGAAUCACAUCUUCCAUCGUUCUAAUUUUGUUUUUUUCAUCAUCACUGAGAAUUUUAUUAUGAUAUACAUUUUUACACGUUUAAUUAUAAAUUUAAAGGAAAUAAUAAAAAUAAUAAGCAAAAUUUUAACCUAGUUUAGAUAAAUAGUCAAAAUCUAAUCAACACUAGGAGAUAAGAACACUUAAGUAAAUGAUUUCAUGUGUACAAUACAAAAAGCAAUAUAGAUUUUCAUUUUUAAGCAAGUUUUUUUCCUUCUAAUUUAAAAAAAAAAUUAUUUCUGAAUAACUGCUCAUUUUUAUUAAACAAAAU
Centruroides sculpturatus (bark scorpion) is the source of this 1502-nucleotide messenger RNA. RefSeq names its product aquaporin AQPAe.a-like. Gene Ontology annotation, biological process: transmembrane transport. The transcript is spliced from 3 exons. Lineage: Eukaryota; Metazoa; Arthropoda; Arachnida; Scorpiones; Buthidae. The record is from RefSeq and is a predicted model, not a curated record. The coding region runs from base 202 to 1020 and encodes 272 amino acids. Gene Ontology annotation, molecular function: water channel activity. Gene Ontology annotation, cellular component: plasma membrane.